UGAGUGCGGUAGCUAGAGGCUUACUAAACCAACAAGAGAACUCAUUGCGGAACCUUUCUAGGAUAAUCAAGUUUUUAAUGGUUUUGCGUUAUGUAUUCUCCGGGCUGAAAUCUUCCAUGUUGUUGCUCAUCUUGCGAAUACCCAAGUUUCUAGGUCUAGUUUAUCUUUCUUUUCAGACGUUUGCCAGUGUUUUCUCUCAGUGGGUCUCUCACUCGCGCAGUCUCUGGUGGGAGGGUGUGGUGCUUUAACUAAACUCGCUUGAUAUGCUCUGAACUUUGCCUGAAAAGGAGUAACAAACAUACAGCACAGAAAAAAAACAGACAGGCGUUACAUCGACUUGCAAUACACUGAGAGACAGAGCAAAGGUGAAGAGGGAGAGUUCUGGGGGUUUUUAGUCAGACGUUCAAAACUCCUUUCCUAAGCCAAGUGCAGGACGAUAAAGAGCACUGCUUAUACAGAGGUGUACUGCACUCGGGAGCGAAGAAUAAGACUAGAACUAUUCACACUUCUUUGACUGGCAGAAGCAGUCAACAGACUCGGCUGCAGGUCAACAGGUUCAGUCGUCCUGGAAUGGGGAAGAAGAAUAGGCAUUGACUAUUUCUGAGCAUCAACUGCCCAAGAUUGUACCAGGAGACUCAGAAGCAAGGACACCAAUGGAGAGCAAUCCCAAGAGAUGGAUGAUGAGAAACCUGUCUCCCAGACUUGGGGUGACAGAACAAACAACACAAGAUCAGUUGGAAAGCUCUCUAGAAAACGGUUGUGGUAUGCAGUCAGAUGCAAACAGCUACUCCUGGGAGCAUAUCCUAGUGAAUUGGUCCCAGCCCUCGGUAACAGUCACACCAGGCCAAGAGGAGAGGAUGGGGGAAGUGGUGGUACAUGCAAGACAGGUCUCAGUAGUGGAAGAGAAGGACGACUGGAAUUCGGAGAGCCCAGAGAGUCCAGGAAGUCCACAGACUGGUUUCUAUUCCUUUGAAGACACCACUCAAGAAGCAGAAAAAACUGAAGCUUGGAUGUCUUCUCCUCAGAGGGAAGCCAAGCUUGCCACCUUAAGGGUAGAAAAUGGCUUCAAGCUGCGGGCAUAUCAUGAAGAGCAGAAGCCAGACAAACUCUUUGCUGAGGAGAAUGGAGACGCCCGCUACAGGAUAACUGAUGGUGAUGGCCCCCUGGAAGAUCAGGAACUGGAGUACGAGAGGCUGCAGAUCAUCCGCAGCCAGGCACCAAAGAAGAGCUCCACCUUCAAUGAACAGUGGAACACUCUACAGAUACAAGAUACAACCAAGUCACCCAGUAGACUCAUGGAAGGUUUUGCACUCCACUAUAACACACCCAGUGAGCAGUCCUCUCACAUGGUAGAGUCUGAGAGUAUUGACACUAAGCAGAUCGACUUCAGUGCAGCACGUCAGCAAUUCCUCAUGAUGGAAAGGUCCAACCAGAAUCCUUUUCUCCAAAGCCCUCAGCAAUUACAGACCCCAAAGUUGCAAGCAUUUCCUCACAUGGAAGAAAGGACCACCUUUGCUGUGAAAGUAAAUCAAGGUGAUGAAAUGGAGGAAAAGCCUGCCCUACCCCAAAAACAAUACUUUGAGAAAGACACACCCGUGGAUGAGGUGUUCACCAGCAAAAGGGUCACCGUAUCUUUGGUGGCGGACAGCAGUAAUGGCAGUAAGAGGCAAAAUAUCUGCUUUGAUGAUCUCGAUUCUGGAUUAGGAGAGCUAUCUUUGGACCUGGGUGGGGGCUAUGCCAGUGAUAGCAGUACUUCCCAUGAGGUUCUAGUAUCCAAGACCCCAACAAAGACAGAGACUCCCAUCGAACGGGAGAUCCGUAUUGCCCAGGAGAGAGAGGAGAAUCUUCGGCGGGAACGAGGGAUCUUGCGUUCUGACAGCAAGGAGAUAGUGCAGAUCAAGACCAAGCCUUUUCUCUCCCAAGACUGUCAGACCUCUUCCCCCACAGUGGGCAAGACCAAGGAGAAAGCCCGAGUGAGUUUUUUCAUUCAGCGAGAGAUUGAGAGAGAGAUUCGCCGAGAGGAGGACCUGCUACAUGAGGGCAAGGUUGCAGGGCUGUAUGAUCGAGGAACGCCUCAGGAACUGGAGGAGAGAAAGAGAGUGUUUGAGCUGAAACCUGAUGAGGUGCCAGUGAUGCCUAUCAGGAUGAGCCUUUCUGGUAAGCUUGUAGAUGCCACAAAGUCCAAAUCAGGUACAGAAGACGGAAGGCUCACUCCAGAAGUUGCACUAAUAAUUGAAGACAAAGACAACGUAGACACAGAAGGUUUCAUACCUCCUUGUUGCCCACAUAGACAUCCUGAUGAGAAUGACUAUGUUCUCAAAGCUCGCGAGAAAGAUUCCCCAGUCAAACCUCAAAAAGAAAGGUUGGGCAGUGAAGAGAACAAGUACAGAGUGCAGCACGAAAUCAAACAUUCGCUGCUCUCCAGGGGAGAUCAACUACCCAACCCUGAAGCUGGAGUUGGUGACAAGGACGUUGGGCUAAAGACAUCCGCAGUUUCCAAGAUGCAUACGACAGCUGAGAAGUCUCCAGACAUCAGUGUAACUAAGGUUUUAGCGCCUUUGGUGGUAGGUGAUGAUCAAGCCCAGUUGAUAACAGUCAAGGACUCUGUGCAGUUCACCUUGCCCAGAGAUCAUUUGGGGCCCAGCUCAGUCAAAGAGUCAUUAUGCAUAACAAUGCCGAACAAUCCAUUAUCUUCAACUCCUGUCAGAGAUUCUUUUGGAAGAAUGUCUCUUGAACAUUCAGUGAAUGAUUCACUAAGAUAUCCAUUGGUCCAAGGGUUGACAGGCAUUCCUACAGCCACGGACAUUCAGGACUUCAGUGAGGUCCAUGAUCCAAAACGUCCCUGGCACAGCCAGCAUGAGAAGUUCCAGAUGAAGACUCGCAAGCUCCAGACUCCAGAGGCCAUACGGCUGGAGAUUGAGGAGGACCUGAAACGAGAGCUGGAGCUCCGCAGGCUGAGGGAGGGAACUGGGCUUUCUUCCUCUCGGGAUGGGGACUUGAAUGGUUUGGAUAGGACAUCUCCUGUAAUUGUCUCACCCACGGCAGAACAGAGCAAAGAAAGUAGCCCACUUCUCUUGCAGUACAGGAAACUGACAGCUUCUGACCAAGUGGCACCAGAGCCUGGUCCUGCACCUGCUGUUGAGAGGUAUAAAGGAGCCACAUUGCCUCACUUGUGGGGUCUGGAUGCCGUAGACCAUGCAAAGCCAAAGGUCACUCCACUCAAGCUAGACAAUCCAGAGACAACGACCCCACCUCUGGCCUCUCCCCGAUUUGCUCCACGUGCGCCCCUGUUAAGCAUGGUAACAGCCCAGCCCUGGGGAUCCCCGCGGCCCCAGGCCCCCUCUUCCCCCCGUGAGCCCCCAGUGAUGGAUCCAAACGGCCGGUGUGAGCCCAGUACCCUUAAAGGGCUGACGGAGACGCUGCUGGAGAACUUCGAGGAGCGGAGGAUCAAACAGAGGCUGGAGGAGAACGCAUACGCUGGCAUUCAGCCCAGUGAUGAUGUGAACAAUGAGGUCCUGGAGGCCACACGUGUGACACGUCACAAGAACACCCGCGCCCUGCUCUGGGAAGCGGGCAUGUAUACCAACACCGCUGCCGACUGAAGGGGAGAAGGCAGGCUGGCGUUAGUCAGGGGUGAGCUACACUGGCAAAGCCUUUUUUUUUGAGGAAGGGAGAAGGGAGGGAGAGGUUUUAAUCUCUCUUCCCCAGCUACCAUGACCGAGUCCCUCCUAACAGCACAACCAGUGGAAAAAUUGCCUCAUCUCUUGGUCACCGGAGAACAUGCAAAAACGGAAAGAGCCGAGGGAGAAUGGUCCUACUGAUUGGUUAAUAUCCCACUGCUACCCCCUUUACUUCCGCCACCACAUUCUCAUGCUUUUUACAGUGUCUCCCAAUCCUGCUGUGAUUUCCGGCUUACUGGUGUCAGCCAGGCACAACUGCAGAUGCGCAGUGGGAUAGGGCAGCAGGAUUGUGCAACGUGCUUUUACGAACUGGCCCGAGGAGAAAACUGUUUCAGAGCUUUCGGGGAGAGGCUGCUGCUAUGACUUCUGGAGGAAAACAUGUGUCAAUUGAAGCAGAGGAAGUGACAAAUAAACUUGGAGGCUCUCAGAGCUCUCUCGGGGAAAGGUCAGUGAUGAGACAGUGGCUGCCUACAUUGCAUUGAAUUUCCUACUGAGCUGGGCUUGUCAUGGUCAGCUCUCACUACCUGAAAAGAGCGUAUUGACAUGUCUUGAUCUGCUAGUUCAAGCAAUGUCAGUUUGUAGUUAGUGCCUUCAGCUGUGGUCCCAGUCUUCCUUAACAGUGAAACUGAAAAAACACCUUGAAUCAAUGUGCCUUCAUUUGGAACGGAUUUCUACAAAAUUAAGAAACUGAACAUCAUUAAAUAUCACUCUUUUUUACAUUUGCACAUCUGAAUGUGUGGCAAUAACACACUUUCAUACCAAUACAUUCCAUAUUAAUCAAAUUUUAACCUUUUCAUAAGUGAUGCUCCAGAUCAUUCUGAUCAGAUUUAAACAGCUGGUUUUAAGUGUAAUUUAGAGCUGUGCAGUCAAAAAGAGAUACUUUGUAAUCCAAACACAUGUGAUAUGCAAGAAAUGUUGCAUUAUAGAAGGGGGAGUAGGUCACAAGCAUCAGUACAAACAUAUAUGUGUAUAUCACAGUAAAAGAUCAAGUGCCAAAGCAGAGAGUUUUAACACAUAUGAGCCUGUACUGCCUUCUUCCCUAGAACAAUAUAGCAAUGAAUUGUUUAUGUAUAUAUAAAAUGAUACAUUUUGAAGAAUACAGAAUGAUUGCAGAUGCAUGUUAUUGAAAGCUUUGUAGUUUGAUGUUUGCAUAGAAAGUUUCUGAAAAUUGCAAAUUAGAUUUGCAGAUGGACAUGAUUUUCUGCUUUUGCAUCAAAUGCUGCCUAUACCUGUGUAGAAUCCUUAAAUAUUUUAUGGUUAAUAGUUUGGAUUAAGAAACAUGCUGUGCGCAGGUCAUUAUAUUUAGUCAUGAAAAAUUGAACACUUCAAUUUUCCCAUCAUAAUGAACAAUUCAAGGGUUUUACUAAGACAAAACUUUUCUUUCUGGAACCAGGCUUAAAUGAAAAAAGUAUUUGGAAAGAAAAUGGGUUUGCUAUUUUCUCCUGAUUGGUCUUACAGCUGUUGAUAUAAGAAUGUUGAUGUCACUGUCAGAAAGCAGCAGUGAAAACAUUAAAAUGUGAACAAAUUGUAAUGCUCUUAUUAGUAAAUAGUUGUGUAAAUAGGAUGUCACAAUAACACAAUUUAACCUUAAAACAAAGUAUGGCAGGUAUAUCCUUGAAAGAAACAUGCUGUGUGUUUAUAAGGUCAGCUGAUGUGACUAAAGACAUUCUCAAGAUGCAGACUGAUGUACUUCCGAUUCUCAAAACAUUGACACAUUUUUAUUUCUAGUUGACUUGCAAAGUUUACUAGUAAAACUUUGGAUAGGCUCAGAAAAUAAAGAAAUUCUAUAUUUCAGGGACUCUAUUUUUUAUCUGCUUGGUAAUCGUUUUCGUUUUAGAUAUAUAGCAUGCAUAACCUUUCUAUAAUCCUACAGUCAUAUUGUGUCUAAAAAAUAUUUCCAAUGCUUCUGAUUUGUAAUUAAUAAAUUAUUGGAAUCGAUCUGUGUCCUUAAACUUU
Molecule: messenger RNA, 5636 nt
Organism: Lepisosteus oculatus (spotted gar)
Lineage: Eukaryota; Metazoa; Chordata; Actinopteri; Semionotiformes; Lepisosteidae
Gene: misp
Product: mitotic spindle positioning
Source: RefSeq, a predicted model, not a curated record